This is a messenger RNA of Folsomia candida, 1855 nucleotides long. RefSeq names its product organic cation transporter protein. NCBI's taxonomy places the organism in Eukaryota, Metazoa, Arthropoda, Collembola, Entomobryomorpha, Isotomidae. Gene Ontology annotation, biological process: transmembrane transport. The transcript has 17 exons. The coding region runs from base 121 to 1764 and encodes 547 amino acids. Gene Ontology annotation, molecular function: transmembrane transporter activity. Gene Ontology annotation, cellular component: membrane. The record is from RefSeq and is a predicted model, not a curated record.
GAAUCUUGUCCACUCACCCUGACAUCUUGGAGGAGGGAGGUGUUGCAUAUACUCCAUCCAUCAAAACCUAGUUUUUGUAUAAAAUAAAAUAGUACUUUGACCAACCUACAGCUAGUCAAGAUGCAUACUGAUCCUCUUCUCGAAGAUCUCAUGGCCCAGCUUGGGUCUUUUGGAAAAUACCAGUUAAGGCAGCACCUUUUGCAUUUGCUGACAGCAUUUUUGGCUGGUAUGCAUAUGUUGUCCUUGACCUUUGUUGCACCCACGCCACCUCAUCGAUGUUACAUUGAACAACUAGAUCUCAAUCACUCUGGAGCUCCUGUUUUUGAUAAAGACAUUCUCGCCCAUUACAUGCCUCUGAAACUAAAUGGUGACUUGGACUCUUGUAAACGGUUCCCGACUCCUGAAGAGAACUUGACAAUCUUGACAUGCGAUGGCAAAUUCGUUUACGACACGUCGUUUUAUGGACAAUCUCGAGUCUAUGAGUGGGAUAUGGUAUGCGAACGAAAGUGGAUGAGAGCGUUUAUCCAAUCGAUUUAUGUGUUUGGGGUGUUUAACGGAGCUUUAAUCUUUGGCUCUCUUGCCGAUAGAUUUGGACGUAAGAGGAUUCUGUGCUUUUGUGCAAUCCUACAGUUCGCAUUUGCCAUCAUGGGGCCCUAUAUCACCAAUUACAUAAUGUACAGCAUCAGUCUGUUCUUCUAUGGCGUAUUUGGAUCAGGAGGGGCGUACGUGACAGGGUUUGUUCUGUCAAUGGAGCUAAUUGACAAAAAGAGGCGGACGUAUUGUGGGACGGCAUUUAGCGCUUCAUUUGCAACUGGCGUCUGUUUCGUGGCCUUGUGGAGUUAUCUAAUCCGAGAUGUAACGAUGCUCCAAACCGUUUUCGCUCUCCACGCCCUCAUGCUCUUCGGACACUUUUGGUUCAUUGAUGAGUCCAUUCGAUGGCUAUGGAGUCAAGGGCUCAUAAAGGAAGCGGUGGCGAUUGCUCGGAAAGCAACCCGUAUCAACGGAAAGACGUUUAACAAUGUGGACGAAAGAAAAUAUUCAGUGGUUGCACUGAAAGCCGUGAACACAGUUUCAGAAUCGUACGGUUUGUCAGAUCUGUUCCGAACUCCUAAUCUCCGAUUCAGAGCCAUUAACACAGCGUUCCAAUGGUUCUCAAUUGCCCUCUGCUUCUACGGUCUUGCUUUUAAUACGGGAGGACUUCCAGGAAACCCGUACUUGGUUUUCUUUCUAUCCGGGUUAGCUGAUCUUCCUGGUCAUCUUCUCGUCAUUUUAAUCGUCGACAAGACGGGAAGAAGGCCUCUGAAUGCGUUUUUCCUGUUUAUUGGAGGAGUGGCGUGCAUCGUUACUACUUUCAUUCCAAGAGGGUUGGUUGUGACAACUAUCGCAAUGUUAGCAAAAAUUGCAAUGGCAGGCUGUUUUGCUGUGAUUUACAACUACACGGCCGAACUGUUUCCGACGGUCGUUAGGAAUUCUGCGGUUGGCUUGUGUUCCAUGUCUGCAAGAAUGGGAGGAAUGUUAACUCCACAAAUUACUCUAUUGGACUCGCUGGAUAAAUCAAUUCCCACUCUCGUGUUUGGAGGUGUGGCUGUUGUUGCUGCAUUUACAGGACUCUUCCUUCCAGAAACGCUGCACAAAGAAAUGCCCCAGUCCUUGCAAGACGGAGAAAAUUUUGGAAAGGGAGACACUGCUUUCUCUUCCUGCUGCGGUGGUCCAUCUAGUCAAGAAUAUUUGAGGGAUCCAGAAGCUGGGCGAAGAUUAAAGUAGAUAAUGCUAAUGAAAAUUUACUCGCAUUUACGGUGUCACUCCGCAUUUUGCAAAUAAAUAAAAUUCAGUUUGAAAGUUGUUAUCUAAGAAA